AUGCAGUUCACCACCAUCAUCAUCGCUACCCUGGCCGCCGUUGCCGCCGCCUCUCCCUUCCCCGAUGCUUUCGAGAAGCGCACCUGUGUCGGCAGUGAGUUCCACCAUGCAAAGAAUGAAGAUGACAUGGAUCCAUAUAUGCAUAACUACAAGGUUGCUUGCCAGCCCAGCGGCCCUUCCUGCUGCGAUGGAUGGCAGUGUGUUGGCGCCACUGAGUGGAACGACGGUGUCUGCAUUCCUAACUAA
Penicillium verhagenii is the source of this 246-nucleotide messenger RNA. RefSeq lists its product as uncharacterized. The transcript is spliced from 2 exons. The coding region runs from base 1 to 246 and encodes 81 amino acids. The record is from RefSeq and is a predicted model, not a curated record. NCBI's taxonomy places the organism in Eukaryota, Fungi, Ascomycota, Eurotiomycetes, Eurotiales, Aspergillaceae.